AUGUCGAGGCAGCCUAAAUUGCGACCUAAGUCGCAUAUCCCAGGCUUCCCAGACGCCAUCUACAAUCUCGCUGCGGUACCAUCUUUGUCGCAACUCGAGUCUCGCGCAGGUCUAGGAGAUGAGAAGCAUGACCAGCGCGUCUUUCGUGUCAAACGCAAGCAUGUGUUGAAGGCUUGCGAUCGUUGCAGAGUUAAGAAGACCAAGUGUGAUGGGAAACAGCCGUGCAACCGUUGUUCGGCCUACAAUCAUCCCUGUCUGUUCCGGGAACGGAAGGCCACGCAGACCAAAGUAUACUCUCGAGGAUUCGUCGAGAUGCUUGAAUCCCACCAUUCGCUGGUUGUUAAGGCGCUCCAAAGGCUAUACAAACUAUGCAUUGACAAGGAAGGAUUCCCCGGCGAGCCUCUCGUCGAGCUCUCGGACGGUCAGCCUCUAACUCAUGCCAUCCUGGAUCGUCUCGGAUUGAUCAAACAGGCCGAAGAGAAUCCAGAGGAGCCCGAGGAAGACACUGAAGACCUGCGGUACCUGCGGUUCCUGUCCACCUCGACGGACUGCAGUGCUACGACGGAUCCUUCCCCAGAACCAGCCACUCCUCCGGAUCCUACUCCCAGUAGUUGCAGUCCUAUCACUCCUACCUCCUCCAAGGGACCAGAGCCUUGGAAAUGGGAGUUGCAACCUGUCCAGCCCCUUCACUCGGGACAAUAUCAUAGUUACUCUCAACCUGGAUACCACCAGAUGGCGUUGACGCGAACAAACCUGGAGCCACAUGGAUUUUCCAGUGAAGAUAAAUGCCCAGAAGUUGUCCCUUCUAUGGCCGAUCAUGGACAUCCCCUCUAUUACUACAUGGCUGCCAGCUGUGAUGAAGGGCCUCCCAAAAGCCGCCUAGAAGCUGGCGUGGCAGCCAGGCCAGGCUCGCACCAGCCCGCCACCGCAUCGGGAUUUCCUGUGGUCAUGAUGAAUGACUUUAACCUCCAUGUACCGGAGCACCAGCCCGUUUACCCAUCUCUUCCAUCUGGCUGGACAUAUACAUGUGGAUAG
Messenger RNA from Aspergillus luchuensis, 1035 nucleotides. RefSeq names its product Zn(II)2Cys6 transcription factor domain-containing protein. Gene Ontology annotation, molecular function: zinc ion binding; DNA-binding transcription factor activity, RNA polymerase II-specific. NCBI's taxonomy places the organism in Eukaryota, Fungi, Ascomycota, Eurotiomycetes, Eurotiales, Aspergillaceae. Gene Ontology annotation, biological process: regulation of DNA-templated transcription. The transcript is spliced from 3 exons. Bases 1 to 1035 code for a protein of 344 amino acids. The record is from RefSeq and is a predicted model, not a curated record.